UAUAACAUAUAAGAAAAAAAUUAUUUUUUUAUUAUAUAGUUAAUGUGGUUGUUUAAUAUCUUUUAAUAGUAUAAAAUUAAACAAAAAAAGCUAUGAUACAAAAAUUAUUAUAAAAUAUUUAUUAUUCAUAAACAUUAAUUGUCAUAUAUAUGUUAAUCAUAUUAGACAAUUUUGUAGCUUUUAUUUAAGGAAAGUGCAAGAUUAUUCUUUUGUACGCUAUUUAUCAAUUUAGUAGUUAGUUUAAUAAAAAGUAUAAUAUAAAUUAAGAUAGACCAACCAAUUUUUCUAAGAGUUUUGAAUUUCAUUCUCAUGGUGACACGUGGUUACAAAACAAUGUUUUAAUGUUUCUCAAUUAAUAUAUAAGGGAUAAAUUAGACAAUGAUAUUACACAUUAAAAUUUACUCUCUCUAUUUUGUAAAGAGUGUCACUUAGAUCUUUUUCAAAUAUUAAAAAUGAUUGAAAUUUAUUUUAUGGUUUCAUUAUUUAAUUCUAUUUGAUCAAUAGUAUAUGAAAUAAAUAAAUUUAUUUAUUAGAUUAAUGCAUUUUACAUUUAAUAUUUAGUUAAAAAUAAGUAUAAUUGUAUUGAAAUUCUAAAACGGUACUCUUUGUGUGAGAAAAAAAUAAAGUGACACUCUUUAAGAAAUAUAUAAAAUGAUAUUUAUCAUUAAGAGAGAUUUAAUGCUCCAUCGUUCCGAAAAUAUCUAUGUUCAAAAACGAUGGUUUUAGAAAAAUAAAAUUUUAACAUUUUCAACUUAUUAUUUCAUGGUAAAUUAUAAAUUUCAGAAAACAUAAUUGUAUUUAUUAAAAAAUUCUACUGGUUAAAAGUUAUGGAGAAUAGUAAGAUACAUUAUUAUUGUAAAACAUAUAUUUUCUUAACAGAGGAAGUACUAAUGAAUACAUUUUUACUUAAAUUAUUGAACGAUAUUUAAAACAAACAAAAACUGCUUUGUUUUAAGAGAAGAAAAUUGUAAUUAUUUUUAUGUUAGUUUACGAGUAAUCUGUCACUAGAGUUGGGUUAGCCGCCACCGUACAUGUUAACCAUUUAGAUAACAUAAAUCACGAUGAAAUGCUUAUUAUAUUAGAAGGCUGUUAUUCAAAGCCUAGUGGAAAAUUCGUACCGAACUCUGAGAAUCAUUAGCUGUUUCAGCAAAAGGAUUGGUUUGAAAAGUAAACCUCUUUGGGGGAUACUACUAACUCAAUCAUCAUGUCUAUAUCAAAUAUAUAUUUUUAAAUUGUAAAUGAUAAUUUAGUGGACUAAUAUUGUAAAACGCUUAUCUAACCAUGAAGUAAGUGUUGUUACCUUAUCAACGUUUUUCUCAGAUAAAGGAUUCUAAAUUGAAAACUUGAAUGAGCCAGCCAAUAUUAUCAAUAUUCAUGUAUAUAAAAAAAUUAGGAUCAGAAGUCUAACAGCGAUGGUCGAAGCUGUUCAGCAUGUCGUUACGAUUAUCGCUCCUAAGAGUAAAUGUAACAUGUGCUACCAUCUGGCACUCGUUCUGAAUCUUCUGAUUCAUUGUGGAAAUAUUGGUCGUGUUAAACGAUAAUGAGCUAAAUCACAUAAACAGCAAAAUAUGCACUAUCUCUAUAUAGGCAAAUUCUACGAUCUUGUGUUGCAAAAGCGACUGAUUAUAAAUUGGUAUAUAAUUAAAAUGAGAUAUUUUAUAUGUAACCGAAAAUAUUAAUUAAGAUGCAGAGUCAUACACAUAGACAUUAUCAAUUUGACAUGACGAUAUUCACUGAUGGAUCAGAUCAAAUUAAAUAGUAUACGAUAAAUUAGAUUUUGUCUGGAGGUAGUUUAAAUAAUUCCAACAGUCAAAUGUUAUUGUCAAUUUUUGUGAGGACAUGCGAGACUGCUAGAAGAAGUGUGUGCAUCAGUGCAUGUAGGUAGUAUCUGUCAGCAAGUUCUCCAUCAAGCCACCUCUUUGCCUGGCCAAGGCCCAAGCUAAGCCUCUUUAAGACAAUACGACAGACGCGAAAGAAAAUGCUCAAUCAAUAUAAAGAAUAAACAUAUUGAACUUUCAUGUUUUGCCCGAAAUCUUAUAUACUUAACACAAUCUGACCAUGAAAUUAUAUAUACUUGGUUGUAUUUACUUCUUUGUAGUCACUGCCAUUAACGGUUGCUAAGAGUCACCAUUUGUAUCUGAUCAGUGUUACCAAAACGUAUUUUAAUGUUUCUGCAGCUGUUUUAGAUAGUGUAGAAAUGAUAUGAAACAUAUAUUGGAUUAGUUGAGAGAAACGGUCAUCGUCUCUUAAUUCUUUAUAGAUUAGAGUUCAGACUAAUCAUAUUUAAAAUGCAACGGCAUACUCAUCGCGUGUUAGUUUUUUAAUCUCUUGAGUGGUAAACGAAAUGAACAUGGUUUCCGUACAGAAAAAUAUUGAAAAAAGCAUUGGAUAGCUUAAAGGGUAUACCCGUUUUUUCUUUCUUAAUAUUAUUUCAGUGAUAAAGAUUAAAUUCAAUAAGACCAAUAUGGUUGUUGUCGACAAGUGGUAAAAGCUUAGUACUUAUAUGUGGAAAUAAAAGUUUGGAUAUCGAAAGUGUCACUAUUUUUGUGAAGUUGGUUUUCACUGGGUCCUUGCAAAAAUAAACAGCAGGUAGAAACUCUAAGACGAGUAAUAACAAAUUAAUACCGGUUUAAGUGUGCAGUUAGACGUGAAUCGUCAUAAAACAUGUAAAAUUAUCGUCUGUAGAAUCGUCUGUAUUGUAAUAUCCAACGUUAAACAAAACAAAUUAAUACAUAUAUAUGUGAUUAUGGAUACGAUUGUUUAAAAGAAAAGUAACUAUGGAUACGGAUGUGUGAAUAUCCGUCCGUAUAUGAGUUUGUAGACGACUAUUUGUUUUCAUGUUCGAAUGACAAAUCAUGCAUAAAAUAAAAUUUAAUACUAUCUAUUUAUAUUUUAUAAAAAUCGUAUCACGACCUCAAAUUUUCUGCUUAUAUAUCAGAAAUUAAAUAUUGAUAUGUAAAAAAAAUUUUGCACCCUAUACAAAUAAUAAUAUCUAAUUACGCUUGAAUACGUAUCAAAAAUAACUCAAUUUCCUGGAUACCUAAUAUGUAUCCAUAAUCCAUCUAUACUAUGAAUACAGUCAAAUUGUCAUAAAAUUUCUCCGCAGUUAAAACCCUGGCGGUGCACGUUGAAACUAAAUAUGGUCAAUUCAAUACCAAGAGCCUUAUGUAUGUAUUGCAAUGAUACAUAACGUGUGUGAAGUCAAAGUAUUGACAAAACUUAUGGUAAACAAUAACGUGAAAAUUUUAAAAUCAUAAUUCAUUGUGAUUACGAUGAAAAGAAUCUUGGACAUUUUGUACACACACAUACGUUCAACGAGAUAUAAUUUUAGUCUUUGUCUAGUCUCCCAUGGGCGAGGUAUUAAUUGUCUAAUUUUGGUAAUGCAACGUCUUCAAAAAUAGGGUCACAUAGUUUGGAGAUAAAUUCUGAGAGCAUAUUAUAAGUUGAUCAAUCGUCUGCUGAUUACCAAACAUUGGACGUCGAUAGUAUAAUAUAAAUAGCAAUACCACUAAGAUUCAAAUUCGUAUAAUUAAAAACAAAAUCAUUUAACAACCAACAAAAGAAAAACUCAUUAUGAGACUAAAAAGAAUAUCUUAUCCUAUCGAGUGUGAACACAAAUAGUUAGUGUAUAUGCUAAACUUAUUAACAAGUUUCUAUAUUACGCACUAAAUCUAUGAUUGACCCGUGAGAUAAAGAAGACCCGUAAUCAAAUAUAUUAUUGAAAGAAUUAGUAUAAAAUGAUGGAACUUGUGGAAUAAUGGUCCUGUUCUAUAUAAUAUCCGUGACUAUUUCGUGACAGGACAAUAUCACCAAACCCAAUCUUGUUCUACGAAUCAAUGAUCUAUCACUCCCUACGUACUAUUGCGACUUUAGUGUUCGAUACGGUUAUGUUCUACAACGCGUUAUCGAACCCAAAAACAUAUUUAUGUUGACAUUUCAUAUAAUUAUUUGAUCAAACACAAAAUUCAUACUCUACGCUCAUAUUAUAUCAUUCUACUUCUUAGAAUUUAGCACCAGGCAAUAAUGUUUCUUUCUGAAAAUCUAUGAAGUAGACUUCUUAUCAUUUUUCAAAGUCAGCUCUUACUUUUAUAAAACAAAUUCUAGGAUUAUAUACUACUUUUACGUAAAAAAGGAUACGAUCUAUUUAUAAGUACAUUUAACUAAUUAUGUGCAUGGUUGGCACAUGGAAAAUUAAGGACAUAACUUAUUAGGUUCAUCUCCUAAGGUGAACCUUUAAAUUCAUCUCCUCAUUUAUGACCAAUCAAAUUUCCACAUAGAUUAUUAAUUAAAAAAUAUUAAAUUAAAUAAAAAAUAGCUACAAAAAAUAAAAACUCUAAUUUUAACGACGCUAAUGCUUCCACCUAAACCCUAAAUCUUAAAUUCUAAACCCUAUACCUAAAUUCUAAACCCAAAUCCAAACCCCUAAACCCAAACCCUAUACCCUAAACCCUAAUCAUAGACCCUAAACCCAAAUUAUAUACCCUAAACCCAAAAACUAGACUAUAAAGCUAAACUCUAUACCCUAAACCCAAGUCCCAGACCCUAAACCCAAACCGUAAACCUUAAACUUAAAUUAGAUACCCUAAACCCAAAACUUUAACCAUAAGUCCAAACGGUAAGUCCUAAACCCAAACCGUAAAUCCUAAACCCAAAAUCUAUACCCUAAACCCAAAUCCUAGACCUAAAACCCAAACGGUAAACCCUAUACCCAAACCCCAAACUUAGAUGCUAUAGGGUUUGGGUUAAGGUUUACGGUUUAGGUUUAGAGUCUAAGAUUUGGGUUUAGGGUAUAAGGUUUAGGUUUAUAGUCUAUGUUUUGGGUUUAAGGUAUAUAAUUUGGGUUUAGGGUAUAGGAUUAGGGUUUAGCGUAUAGGUUUGGAUUUAGAGUCUAGGAUUAGGGUUUAGGGUAUAGGGUUUGGGUUUAUGGGUUUGGAUUUGGGUUUAGAAUUUAUGGUAUAGGGUUUAGAAUUUAUAUUAUAGGGUUUAGGGUUGCGCUGGAAGCAUUAGCGUCGCUAAAAUUAGUAUUUUUAUUUUUGUACCUAUUUUUUAUUUAAUUUAAUAUUUUUAGUUAAUAAACUAUGUGAAAAUUUGAUUGGUCGUAAAAGGUGAGGUGAAUUUAAAAGUUCACCCCCUAGGAUGAACCUAAGUUAUGUCCGAAAAUUAGUGUGUACUAUAUAUACUCUUUUCGUUUAAAUUAAAUGUUGUUUAAGAAACUGUUUAUGCUUAGUGUUUUUUUUUUAUGAUAAAGGGCUUUUAUUUAUGCUUAGUGUUUCUUUAUAAAUUUAUAUUUUUAUCUUUAAGUAAAAAGUAAAUAACGAAAUAAUUGCAAGUUUAUUUAUAUUUAUAAUUUGUGUGAACAUAAUAAAUAAUAUAUAAACUGAAAAAAUGAAAAACACCAACUUAAACGUGGAUAAUUUUUUCCAAUUUUAAAAUGAAAAGAUAAUCAGUGUUUUUAAAUCCAAAUUAGUCCAGGGAUCAAAUUUGGUUAAACUGUUAACGUAACUCAAUUGAAUAAAUACAAAACGAGAAAUAGUUUAGCGGAUAAAUUCUUUAUAGAAACAAUGACAAAAAUCUGGAAACCAAUAAACCGAAAAAAACCAAGAUUUAUUUAUAAUACACUGUUUUAAAUUAAUUUUGUUAUUUAUUGCUUUUGUUUGAAACUAAUAUAGUAAAGAACGCUGCUACAAAUAAAACCUUAACAUUUUUAUUAUAUAUUAUUAUACAAUAUUUACAAUUUAUGCUUGUAGAUCUUUAAAGUCAAUAUAUGAGCACUUAUAUUUGCUUCCAUUGAUUUAUAUUUAAAUUUUAUUUCAUUAUUGUGCAUAUUAAAUUAUAAUAAUUAAAUUCAAAUAUAUUCGUAAAAUUUGAAAAAGAUAAAUAAGAAAACAUACAUUAAGAUUUUUAUUAUGUUAUUAAAUUCAACUGAAGUACCGAACAAGACUAAUUUUGAUCAAUACAUUUGGAUCCAUGACUCGAAAAUGUUUCUGUUCGGUUUUAUGUCCGGUUUUAAAAAUAUUAAAGAGAAUCUGUUCAAAUGUUUAAAAGUAUAAAUCUUCAAAACUGCAUUCAAUGAUCUUUACUUAUGUGAUUCAUUCUUUUCCAGAUUAAACAGUCAAGGAUGACAUGCUUUCACAUUAUCACUAUUCCUCUAUUUUGCAUUAGUUUAUAUAUUACACUAUUAAUUUAUUGAUUAGGCGAGAGCUUGGCAACCAUUUUCUCUCUUCAUCUCUCUGCUUGCUUUUAAAUUACAUAAAUUUAUACAUACAUAUAUAUAUAUAUAUCCUAUAUACAUAGAUAUAUAGUAGUAUUCAUCAGGGGUGUCCAACAGGUCACGUGCCCUGACUAAGUUUUUUUUUCCAAGUAAUCAUCUUAAAAUUAGCUCAAAAUUUAUGUAAAGGUGCUCUCGACUAAUUCAAUUUUAUGUUAAUGCCUUCAGCUAAAAGCUCUCUUUUUUUUUUUUGGUCAAAAGCUAAAAGCGCUCUUAGAUCCGCCCUUGAUAUUUAUUCCCUGAAGUGGAUUUUUUUUUAAUAGCUCUUCAUGUUUUCGAGGGUGAACUCAUAGUGGAGAGAUUGGUGAAUCUCGAACCCAGGACUUCACCCUUUAACAACACUCCUCCAGGAUGAGUUCUCUCUAACAACCUAAUUAUGGAAUUAGAGAGAACUCAUAAUGGAGGGGUUGGGGUCGGUGCGCUGCAGCACUGUGAGCCGGAUUCCGAGUGAGCGGGAUGGGUUGUCACAAAAAAAGUCAACUUUUUUUUUUGUGACAACCCGCCCCAUGGGAACUACCCGUCCCGUGGGCCCCAGGCUCACAGCGCUGCAGCGCACCGACCCCAACUUCUCUAUUAUGAGUUCUCUCUAACUCCAUAAUUAGGUUGUUGGUGAGUCUCGAACCCAUGACCUCACCCUUUAACAACACUCCUCCAAGAUGAGUUGUCACCAAUUGACCUGCAGAUCAAUUGGUGACAAUUCAUCAUGGAGGAGUGUUGUUAAAUGGUGAGGUUCUGGGUUCAAAACUCACCAACAAUCUAAUUAUGGAGUUAGAGAAAACUCAUAAUGGAGGGGUUGUGGUCGGUGCGCUGCAGCGCUGUGAACCUGGGAUCCACAGGACGGGUAGUUCCUUGGGACGGGUUAUCACAGAUUAAUCCAUCAUAAUUUCUCUAAACCUUAUUUUGUUUGGCAACAAAAGAGAGUUUAAUUCCUUAGUGUCAAUUAAUAGAUAUGCUGGGACCUGUCGUAGGCCUAUUUCGUUGACCCAUAUGCUUUGAACAAAAACUUUCAUUCAACUUAAGUGUGUGUGAACGCGUUAGCCAACUUGCAUUACAUGACCUAUUUGGCCCGGUCAGAUGUUAUUAUUAUUUUGGUAGUUUUACAUUCAAGGAGUUAUUAACUGGAGAAAAACAAAACUUGCGCUUUUACAAGAUGACUGUUUUACAACGCCCAUCAGAUAUUAGUAAAUUAGAAACUAGAUUUGAAAAUAAAAAUUGUGCUAAGUGAAAUUUAGAAUAUAUAAUAUCAUUAGCAGAUCAAUAUACUAAAUUAUUUUAAACGAAACAUAUCAAUGGUUUAUAAAUCAUUCUAAUAUGACAUUUUAUAGAAAGUUUCAGUACACAUUUAUAACCAAAUUACGAAAAGAAGCAAACGCGUACGACAAAUUACUUUCUAUUUUCAAAAUUUGGAUGUUAUAUAUUUUUGUCAACAUUUGGAUGUUAUAUAUGUGUAUACAUAAUUACAUAUACAUAUAUAUAUAUACACUAAUUGGAAAAUUUUAGGCUCUAUUUAUAUAUUUUAUUAAAAAUGAAUAACUAAACAAAAUUGAAACCUCAAAUCUUAACUAAUUAAAACCAGUUUUCUAUAACUUACGUCCGAUUAACACAUUUAGGUAGAUGAUGUAUCAUGGUAAAAUAUUGAAAAACAUGCCUAGAUGUUUCAGUUAAUUAAAAGAAUCGAGGAAAAAGUAAAUGAAAGCAUAGCAUUAUAAUAAGGACAUGGCAUCAUCAUAAUGUAAUUACAAGAAAUGAACGUCUUUUAGCCCUAAACAAGAUUACUACUCAGAUUAAGAAAGUUUAAGUUUAGUAUAAGAGAAAAAAAAUUACCAAAGAAAAAAUAAGAAAUUACGAAAGACUUUUUACGAGCAAAUAUAAAUAAAACAGUGUUUCUGGGUCAACAUAUAUUCCACCCAACGUUAAUUUUUGUUUUGUCGCAUAUAACUCGUAAACGUUGAUUUUCUAUAAAAAAAUGUACGUGUGGGCUUCACCAUAUCGCCACUUGUGCGUCUACCCGACGACUUUUUUUACUCGGAACUAACACUUACACACUAUCUCGCCAUCACAAUUCUACACACAUUUUUUAUAACAUGCCCAUACAUUUUAAAUUUAUUUUUGUAGUCUUUACAAAAACAUACCAUUCGUUCCCACAUGCAAUAUAAUAUAUGCAUGUACAACAUACUUUUUGACUACGGUGCCAAUAACCAAAACACAUCUCUCCCUCUUUCUCGCUCUCUCUCUCAUCUCCUUCCUGGAAGCUGACGAAAUGCUUUUGAAUUCUCCCACAUGCCUUUCAACAAAUUCAGUAUAAAUACUCAAAACCAGCCAGUUCUUCUCAUGCUCAUCAACAACAUUUGAUCAUAUAGCUCAUAAGCAUUUGAUCAGCACAAUCUAUCUCGAUCGUACCACAAUACAAAUUUUUCAUCAGUAAUCAAAACAUAUCACAGAAAGAUGGGAAGAGCUCCAUGCUGCGAGAAGAUGGGAUUGAACAGAGGCCCAUGGACGCCUGAAGAAGAUCAAAUUUUGGUCUCUUUUAUCCACCAACAUGGCCAUAGUAACUGGCGAGCCCUCCCUAAGCAAGCUGGUCUUUUGAGAUGUGGAAAAAGCUGUAGACUUAGGUGGAUGAACUAUUUAAAACCUGAUAUUAAAAGAGGCAAUUUCACCCAAGCAGAGGAGGAUGCUAUCAUUAGUUUGCACCAAAUCCUUGGUAAUAGAUGGUCAGCAAUCGCAGCAAAAUUGCCUGGAAGAACGGAUAAUGAGAUCAAGAACGUAUGGCACACUCACUUGAAGAAAAGACUGGAAGAUUAUCAACCCGCUAAACCUAAGACCAGCAACAAGAAAAAGAGUACUAAACCCAAAUCUCAGUCUGUACCAGCAAAAUCAAAGAGUACUAAAACCGAAUCGGAGCUCGCAAGCUCAUCGAACCCUUCUUUUGAAAGUUUGUUCUCAGCAUCACCUUCGGCGAGUGAUGAAGUUUCUUCAGAGACACUCACGAGCCACGAAGGUCAUAGCAAAGAGGCUCAGAUGGAUAAUAAAUUGAGAGAAAUGAUCACUACUACAGAUCAAGAUUCUUUCUCUUUCAUAAACUUCGGAGAAGACAUCGACCAGAGCUUCUGGAACGAGACGCUUUAUAGCCAAGAUGAAGAAAACCACACGUCGAAUCUUGAUGAGAUGAAGCAAGAGUUUCAGCACUUAGGCUCCGUCGGUAAUGAGAUGAUUUUCGAUAGUGAGAUGGACUUUUGGUUCGAUGUAUUGCCCAGAAGUGGAGGGGAACAAGAUAUACUAGCUGGGCUCUAGUGGUGCAAAUUUUGUCUAGUUAGUUUAAUAAUUAGCGGUUGCUUGUUUGAAAAUAUGUUAUUCAUUUGUUUCUCCAAGAACGAGUAGUUAGUUAGUUCAGUAAUAAACUAAUAAUCUAAGACGAGUUAUCAACAACAACGUAUAUUGUCAUGUUAAUGAAAUAAUUAACCGAAACACUGGAUAACAUGCCUCAGUCAAAAAAAAAAAAACAUUGGAUGACAUGCCAACAACAACGAUUAAUGUGUAUCAUUAAUAUAGUAAAAUAAUACUCGGCUUUCUAAUUUGGUUUUCAAGUUCAACUAUGGCGGAAAAGGAAAAGUUGAUAACUAGUAAUUAAAUUGCUAGAGAAAAGUAGCUUGAUAAACGUUAGCAUCAAACUCUAAUAAUUAAAUUACUAGAGAAAAGUAACUUGAUAAACGUUAGCAUCAAACUCUAAGAGCAUUUCCAACCCUACUCUAUUUUUGACUCACAAACUCAAUUUUAGAGUAAAAUCUUCUCUAACUACAUUCUAUAUUCAACUUCAAAAUAGAGUAAUGACUAGGUUUAUCCAUUUAUGGAGUAAUCUUACCCAUUACUCCAUUUUAGAAUUGAACUCUAUUUAUGAAAUUGUCUUUUUAAUCAUAAAUGUUUUUAUUUCAUACUUAAAAUAAUAUAAUAACAUGAAAAGAUAUAAUACUCCGCAAAAGAUUAUUUAAUAGUUUACAUAAAAUAUUAUAAACUCAUAGAAGUCAAAACUAAGAAUAAAUAAUAUAGAAUAAAUAUAAUAUAAAUAAGCAAUUUAAUAAUUUGGUAAAUUGUUUUCGAAACUACCAAAAUCAGUGAAGUAUUAUUCAAACAAAAUAGAUGAGUUUUUUAAUCUUAUGGGUCAAAAUAUUGAUUUAUAACAUUUGUACUUGUUGAACUUGAUAUACGCACAAACAAUGGAACCCAAUACAUAAUUCAAAUUACAAAAUAAAACUUUGUCUUUUCUUUAUGUUCUUUUAAUGCAUAUAAAUAUUUAUAAAUUAGAAAAAUUGCAUAUGAUAAAAACUGCACGAAUUGAAAUUGGAAGAUAAUCUCUAGUUGUAUUUUUGACGAUAAAUAUUUAAUUUAUAUAAAAUAUAUUAUUAUGGAAAUUUUGUAAAUAUAAAAUAGUUGGGUUAAUUGUUAUAUUUUUAUAAGUUGAAAGUACUACUAACAAUUAUUAACUAAAUAAAAAAGGAAUAUUAUUUUUGAGUAAAACCCAAUUCUAUUUUGAAGUUACACCAUUUUGGAUUAAAAUUUGGAGUAAUACAUUGGAGAUGCUCUAAUGAAAACAUAAAGAACUGAUGAAUUACUUUUAGAUACAUUUAUGUUUCUUAAUACCAGUAUAUAUAUAGGAUAUAUAUAAAAUUUAGAAUUGUAUAAUUUAAUAAUAUUUGUAGGUUUCAGAUGGUUACUCUUUACAUAACAGAUAACACAUAUUAAAAUGGUGGUACAAUAAGACAUUUUUUUAUACAUUCUGUCUAAUACUCUCUCUGUUUCAAUAUAGAUGAUGUUUUAGAAAAAUAAUUUUGUUUCAAUUUACAUGAAAUAAGGUUAAUUUUAACUUUAUUGAAAUCUGUUCAACCAAUUAGAUUUUACUGUUUUUUUUAUAAUUGGUUAACUGAUUUUAAAAUUAUAUUUUUAAAAUACCUUUUUAGAGAAAUGUAAUUUCUCAAUUUUUAUGCAAUACUACAAAAUAUCUAGUAUUAUGAAACGGAGAGAGUAUCUUUUUUGGUCUGCCCAACGGCAUCUCCAACCCCAUUUCAUUUUUCAACUUAAAAUAGAGUUUAGAGUAAAAAUGUUCCAAUGGUACUCUAUUUUUUUUUUACUCUAUAAUAGAGUAAAAAAUAGGUUUACUCCAAAUAUAAUAUAGAGUAACUUAUUUUCCAAAUAUAGAGUAACUUAUUUUUUUCUUUUGUUCAUCACUCUAUUUUCUACUCUGAAAUAGAGUACCAUUGGAGCAAAUUCAAACUCUAUUAUAGAGUUACUGUAUUUAGAGUAAAAAAUAGAAUAAACUAUUGGAGAUGAUCUAAUAUUGUUAAUAUCCGGGUUACAUUUGAAGUUUCUAUAAAAGUUUUCUCUCCAGAUUCGAUUAUGAAGAAGCAAGUAUUUGGCUCUCCCUCAAUGGAGUGGUGGUGACGCAACACCUGAGUAUCCCAGACAGACCCCCAGGUCGGGAGGAAUGGCGGAACCCUCCAUCAAACUUCCUGAAGUGUAACAUUGAUACCUCUUGGAUUAACGAAAGUCAAAACUCUGGUGUGUCUUGGAUUCUACGUAAUCGUCAAGGCCUCUGUCUGGCUUACAGCAGACGAUCGUAUUCGGCAGUAUUUUCUUCACUGGAGAAUGAAUUAUUGGGUCUCUGGUGGGCUAUUGACUCGAUUGUUCGUAUGAAGUAUGAUGCUGUCAUCUUUGAAUCAUCUUCGAUGGAAGUAAGAGAAGCCUUUGUACAUCCGGGGAGGUUUCCCGAGUUUCAAUCGCUGGUGCAAACGAUUUUGCAAAGACUAGCUUCCUUCAGUCUAUGGAGUUUAGACUAUACUUCCCCUGCACGUAACCUACCAGCUACUCAUAUUGCAAGAAGUGUUACGGAAGGUAACCGGUAUCAGUCCUACACAGCCAGGAAUGGGCCUCUUUGGCUUCAGCCGGUGCUUGAUCAUGAUGCUGGAUUACCCUAGCAAUCUCUCCUGGUGCUUAUCGGGUACGUCUUGAGUCCAGGUGCCUUCAUAUUGAAGGUUUCCUCGAUGUUUGGUGACUGUGUUGCCUACUUUUUAAUUUAUGGUACCUACUGGUAUCUUUGCUUUUAUCUCUACUUUGUCCUUUUGUUGAUGUAUUGGGUUUUGCCUUCAACUGGUUUCUCUUUUGGAACUUAUCAAUGAAGUAUUCAGUGUUUAAAAAAAAAGAAGAUUCGAUUAUAGUUGAUAUUAAAAAGAAAAAGCAGAGGAUACAGGGAACCAAGCUCAUGUAACAUUGUUAGAGUGAUUUUUGAAAAGGCGAAAAUAAAUUUUUUUUUUUUGGUUUUGAAAAGAGCCUUCUAGCGAAAAAGGAUUUCCUUCCCAAAAUCUCUUCCACAUCCAUGUAGACAACAACCAAAAACAUAUUAAAAAAUGUGAUAGUUGAUGUAAAUCCUUGUCUAAUGAUAAACGUCUGAAUCUAUUAUUCGAGUAGUGUUAGAAUAGAAGAAAAAAACUUCUUUAGGACAAAUGGGACUAGAGUUCUCUUCUUUUAAAUUGGAUCAUAAAUAUUUUUAGUGAGAUCCCUUAUUUGGAUUUUAUUAGUUGGUUAGAAGAAGUAUUUGUAGCAUUCUAUGUUAGAGUAUACUAGGUUAAGAUUUGUGCCUUGCACAUAAUGAAUAUUAUGUAUACAAAUAAUUUUUACUUAUUAUUAUUUAUUUUGUAUUCAUUUACGUAUCAUGUAUAUAAUUAAAUUAGAGUAAUCACAUUAAUCAAAACAAUACCUCUUGUUUAUCUAUAAUAAUUUCUAUGGUAAAUAAAUCAAAACAAUCAUUUUAUUUAUUUUAUAUGGCAUAUAAUUAGAUUUUAAUGAUAUUGACACAUAUAUAGUAUAUUUUGAUAAAAAUAUUUAUUAUUUAAACUUCGUACUCAUAUGAUUUUAUUAACAUUUGUAUAUUUUCUCUAACAAAAAAUUUAAACCAUUAAUCUUAAAAUUUUCAAUGUGAGAUUUCUUCAAUGAAAAUUUAAAAAUUCAAAUAUUAAAGUCUCAAUACCUUUUCAAUGAAAAUUUCAAAAUUAACAUAUUUAUGUAUUUUUAUAUGGUAUAUAGUUUAAUUUAAGCGAUAUAUAUAUAUAAUAUAUGAAUAUCUAUUAAAUCUGACUUCAUAUUCAUAUGAUUUUAUGAUCAUUUGUAUCUUGUUAUAACAAAAUAAAUAAAUCAUUGAUCAUGAAAAUUUCAAAGUGGAACUUUUAACAUUUUUAAUAAUCUAGUCAUUUUCAAAAAUUAAAAUAUAACAUAUAAUAAAAAUGUAAAUUUUUAUUAUAUGGUUAAUGUGGUUAUAUAAUUUCUUUUAACAUUAUAAAAUUAAACAAUAAAGAGAGAUGAUACAAAAAUUGUUAUCAAAUAUUUAUUAUUCAUAAUCAGUAAUUGUCAUAUAUAUGUUAAUUAUAUCAGGUAAUUCUAUAUCUUUUAUUUAAGAAAAUAAUGUUGAAUAUUCUUUUGUACACUCUUCUAAGGAUCCUAAGAAUCAUUCUAGUAUUGACACGUGGCUACCAAAAAAUGUUGUAAUGAUUCUUAAUUAAUAUAUAAGAGAUUGAAAGUUUAAAAAAUUGAGUUAGUUAGUUGUGUCAUUAGAGUGCAUUUAUCUCUUCUGUCUUCUGUCACACAUCUAAAAAAAUAAAGGUAAUUGUGGUUGAACUAGAGUACUGGAAAGAUAAAUGACCAAUCAAAAAGUAAUUUACGAUAUUAUGUAAAUGAGUCCAAAACAUAAAAAAAAAUAUGUAGUGAUUACAUGAUCAAUAAACAAGACUUUUGAACAUCUGAAAAACUAAUGCCCGCCUAUUACACGGAAUAGGCUCACGGACCGAAUGAGAUAUCGCAUAUGAAGCCCAUUAUAACCAUUGGGUUAUUAUUUAGUUCUACAUACAAAAUAGUUUUUGGAACCCAAAACUAAAAGUUUCUAAAUUAACAGGAUUAACUGGUUUAAAUUGGGUUAUAAUUUAGUUCUUUAAUUGUGUAAGGGAUUUUACUUGAGAACUGAAAAAGUGUUAUUCAAAAGGAAAAAUAAAGAAGAGAAAAGAUAAAACAGAAAUAGGCCUGGCAAAAGAAAAACCGGAACUGAAGAACGAACCGGAACUGAAAUACCCGAAACUGAAACCAGACCAAGACCUUCAAAUAUCCGAACGGUUCAUAUAUUUCUAUAUCCGAAAUAACCGAACCGAACCGAGAACCGAACUGGUAUCCGAAUAUAUAAGAAUAUUAAUUAUAUAUACAUAUAACAUAGCUAGAUAUAUAUUUAUAAUUUAAAAAUCUAUUAAUAGUACCAAAAAUAUUUUAAAAUAACUAAAUUAUUAUAAAGUAUUCGAACUACCCAAAAAUAUCCAAAACUAUCCGGAUAGUAUUAUCAGAAAUAUACAAAGUAAUCUGAAAUAUCCAAAUUUUCUAUCAAAAUCAUCCUAAUUAUUUUAAUAUUUUACUUUAAAUAACCAAUAUUUUACCCGAACUAUCCAAACUAUCCGAACUACCCGAACCUGAACCAAAUGAUAACCGAAUUUUUUCAGGUAUUUUCUGGUUCCUAGUUUUACUAUCCUAACCGAACCAAACACGAAACUAUGUGAACCGAACCAAACCGAAAAUAUGUCAAGUAGUAAAUGGAUCAUAUAACCCCCUAUCUGACCUAUCCAAUACGCGAAAUACCCAAAUCGAACUGAACCGAAAUCCGAAAUGCUUAGGCUUAAACAGAAGUAACAUAUUUUUAUCGAAACUAUCAAAUCUUAAAUUAUAAGUUUAAUCAAAUUAGUGACUGUUGGAGUGGACUAGGCAUGGGCGUUCGGAACGGGUAUUUCGGAUUUUUGGGUUUUCGGAUAGAGAGGUACAUAACCCGUUCGGGUUAUUUUAUACUUUGGAUCGAGUUCGGAUUUUUAAGGUUCGGGUUCGGAUUCUUAAGGUUCGGGUUAUUUCGGGUAUAACCGAACUGUGUAACAAAUAAACAAAAAAAAAAAUCUAUGUAUCCUUGAUUUGACCCCUGUGAGACCAGAAACAAUAUUGUUGAAGUUAAAAGAUUGAACAACUUAAUAUAAGAUUUAUGAUCUUUCUGAUUUAUUAUUACGUUGAGGAACAUGAGCAUGUAUUCUUUUCCUUCGUGUAAUUUUUAUUUGUAUUAUUUUGAAUAGAAAAUGGUAAAGAAUCCAUCUAUUCAUAAAUCAAAAUUAAAGAAACAUCAAAAUCAAACAGAAAUCAAAC
Molecule: messenger RNA, 15472 nt
Organism: Brassica rapa (field mustard)
Lineage: Eukaryota; Viridiplantae; Streptophyta; Magnoliopsida; Brassicales; Brassicaceae
Product: transcription factor MYB15
Source: RefSeq, a predicted model, not a curated record